Pecten maximus is the source of this 444-nucleotide messenger RNA. RefSeq lists its product as uncharacterized. The transcript has 4 exons. The record is from RefSeq and is a predicted model, not a curated record. Lineage: Eukaryota; Metazoa; Mollusca; Bivalvia; Pectinida; Pectinidae. Gene Ontology annotation, cellular component: extracellular region. Gene Ontology annotation, molecular function: chitin binding. The coding region runs from base 72 to 341 and encodes 89 amino acids.
GACAGUUCUCUCUUGCCGUGCCAACACGACUGAGGGGAGCAGAUAGCACCGUUUAAAUUUUAAUCACAAUCAUGAAGGUCUUAAUAAUUGCGACUUGUGUUGCUUUAACUCUCGCUGUUCCGUCUCCUCUGAGAGAAAAGCGACAAGUGCCGAACUGUGUCAAUACAUUCCAGAAUGUGCCUAACCCUUGUACGUCCAACUCUAACCGAGUUUACUUCCCCCACCCCUUGGACAAUACAAAAUUCCUGCAGUGUGACCGGUUCGGUAGAAUGUACAUCGUCCAAUGUCCAGCUGGGGAGCUCUACAACCAGGCGACAACCUCGUGUAUCACGGUGGCAUGAUCACUGGAGCAACUAACCCCUGUCUUGGACAAGUAGUAACAAACACCGGCCUCUUCUUCUCUCACCCUGAUCCCAACAAAUUUAUCCAAUGUGAUAUCGCCGG